AUGUCCUGGAGGAUCGACCUCUCCCUCACCCGGCAAGGAGUCUCAGUAACCGCAUUCUCCCUCGCGGUAACUCUCCAGCCACAACCCCAACCAACCCCCAAAUCCCGCACCUUCCACGCCUUCUCCCAGCUGCCCACAGAACUCCAACUCCACAUCUUCCGCGCCUGUGACGCGCCGACGCUCUUCCAACUCAUACACACAACUUCCCACAUCCGCACCCUUACUUUACCCAUCUUCUGGAACAUCUUCGGCAGAAAUACGUGGUACACCAUCAACACCCUCUCCAUCGGCUACGCCAAGCUCUUCGAGAUAACAUACAUAGCACAUGACAAAUCCUUCGCGAAGAAUAUCGCACAAGUCGAAAUCGAUAUAUGGAGAGGCCUAUUCGAGUUCCGUGGGAAAUAUGGUGUCCUUGAUGCGGACAAGGCCCGACGGUUCUGGGCCAUGCUGCGGGAUUUAUUCCCUGCGGCACAAAAGGUCGUUCUUGCUGGUCUCGUGGAUCCAGAUUCUGUUCAACUGCCUUUCUAUGCAGCUGAGGAGGAGGAGGAGGGUCAGUUUGGCCCGUACAGCAACGUCGUUGUAGAAAAUACGGAUCACGCGAUUAUCAGAGGUGUGCUGCAGUUGGCGCCGCAGGGCAUUGAGGCCUUUGCCUCGUUACCUGUGAAAGAGAAAGCUGCUUCAGUCCAGCUAUGGGGAAUCGCUUCUGAUUCUAGUCCUGAAGAUGGGGCGAAAAUGUGGCGCCUUGUUGAUACGUCAUGGAACCCACGACGACUUUUGUUACCCGCUCGCAAGGAUUGGUCCCCGGGGCCAGUAGGCGAAUACCUCACGAUGGAACGCCUCAUGCUUAUUUCCUCGCUGGAACGCAACGGCCUCGCCUGGCUGCGGCAUGAGACGCAUGUCAAGUUUCCUUCAUCAAAACGAGGAAUCGAGUGCCCGAACUGGGGAUGUGGAGCAGUGUUCGACGAACGGGACAGGCGGACGCCACAGCAUGUAAGGGAUGUGUUGCAUGCGCGGCUGAAGCGGGUUAUGGGCAUGGAUGUGCGAUGGAGGGGUCUGAUGAAAAAGUUGAAGAGGGAGGCGGGUGAGGAAGGGUCUGAGAAAAGGGAAAUAUUCCGAAAUGCGUUCUUAGAUCAGAUGGAGGCGGAUGGUGGGCUGCUUCUUGGGGAUGAGGGCGAGAGGGAAAGGACAGACCUUUGGGUGAAGGUUUGUUGGGCUCUGGACAAUGAGUAG
This is a messenger RNA of Aspergillus calidoustus, 1230 nucleotides long. NCBI's taxonomy places the organism in Eukaryota, Fungi, Ascomycota, Eurotiomycetes, Eurotiales, Aspergillaceae. The record is from the annotation of a GenBank genome assembly.